AUGUCCACCACCACCGAGACCAAGCAGCGUACAGUUGCCCCCCGCUUCGAAACCAAAGACUUGAUCACUUUCGACAAGGAUCAAGUCUACGGCGACUGGCGCGACGAGUUUCACAAGAAUGGCUGUGUAUUGAUCAAGAAUGUCAUCACGCCAGAGCGCGCACAGUACUACUGCGACAAGCAAAUCCAGUGGCUGAAGAACUUUGAGCUUGGGUUUGACGAAAAGAACCCGGACACCUGGACUGCCGAGCACCUUCCCGUCAGCUUCAAGGGAGGUAUGUACUUUGCCUAUUGUGCGCCCCAUGAAAGGAUGGCGUGGGAGGCUCGGACUGAGCCUAAGGUUGUUGAGAUUUUCGAGAGGCUCUGGGGUACCAAGGAAUUAAUCACCUCGUUUGACGGGAUGAAUAUCUCUCUGCCGAACCGCAAGGAUCUUAACUGGAGUCCUUGGCCCCACUGUGAUCAGAACCCAGAGCGUAAGGGUAUGCAAGCAGUUCAGGGUCUCCUGAACUACGCCCCCAAUGGUCCUAAGGACGGUGGUCUUAUGCUCAUGAAGGGAUCCGCAAACCUCUUCAAUGAAUUCUUCGAGCACAAGCGCGAAUCUGCAGACCACGAAGACGCCCCCCCUCCUGAGAUUCAGUACAUGGACCUAUUCCUCUUCAGCAAGAAGGACAUCCAAUGGUUUGAGGAGCGAGGCUGCGAAAUGGUUAAGAUUGACAUGGAGCCCGGUGACUUUGUCCUUUGGGAUUCCCGCACCAUGCACUACGCUUGCCUGCCUGAGGGUGAGCAGAUCCGCCAUGUUCAGUAUAUCUGCAUGACGCCGAGGAAGUUUGCAGAUGAGGAGGCUUUAGAGGCGAAGAAGUACUGUUUUGAAAAGUUCAUUGGUACUACCCAUUGGCCGCAUUGCAACAUUCGUCCUGCCGAGGAAAAGCCUAUGAGGGAUGGAGAGGUCUGCUCUAAGUACAGGACUGAGCCAUUCGAGAAGCCGAUAAUCACCGAUCAGGUGCUUCAAUUGGCUGGCGUUAAGCCUUACUAA
Penicillium brasilianum is the source of this 1032-nucleotide messenger RNA. NCBI's taxonomy places the organism in Eukaryota, Fungi, Ascomycota, Eurotiomycetes, Eurotiales, Aspergillaceae. The record is from the annotation of a GenBank genome assembly.